Messenger RNA from Zasmidium cellare ATCC 36951, 876 nucleotides. RefSeq lists its product as uncharacterized. Gene Ontology annotation, molecular function: RNA binding; translation initiation factor activity. The transcript is spliced from 2 exons. NCBI's taxonomy places the organism in Eukaryota, Fungi, Ascomycota, Dothideomycetes, Mycosphaerellales, Mycosphaerellaceae. Bases 1 to 876 code for a protein of 291 amino acids. Gene Ontology annotation, cellular component: eukaryotic translation initiation factor 3 complex; cytoplasm. The record is from RefSeq and is a predicted model, not a curated record.
AUGGCAGCCGCAGUACAGAACCCCCCAGGUCGCACCGACUGGGCCGACGACGACGACUCACCCGAUCUCGCCACCGCCCUCCCCGCACCCCAAAUCACCAAAAAUAAGGAUGGCACCGAAACCGUCGUCACCAUCUUCUACAACGAAGAAGGCAAAAAAGUCAAGCGCACCCAACGCAUCCGCCGCACCGUCGUGAAAAAGAAGGAGAACCCGCGCGUCGCCGAGCGACGACAAUGGGCCAAGAUCGGUCCCGAGGCCGGCAAGCCCCCAGGCCCUCGACCGGACACCACCACGCUCGGCGAGAACAUCAUCUUCCGCCCCCAGGCGGGGUUCAAGGCGGGCGGACAGCAGGAGGUCAACCCGCAGGAGGACAAGAAGGCGGAGGCGCUCAAGAAGAUGCAGAUCAAGUGUCGUAUCUGCAGUGGAGACCAUUUCACGACUAAGUGUCCCUUCAAGGAUACCAUGGCGCCGGAGGGCGAUGCGGCGCCCGUGGAUAUGGAUGCUGUGGCGGGCGAUGGCGGUGCCGGCGGUGGUGGUGGGCCGGGAGGCAGUUAUGUGCCGCCGCAUCUGCGCAAGGGCGGCGCGGGGACUGGGGAGAGGAUGGGUGGAAAGUAUGAGCGGGAUGAUCUUGCUACGCUGCGUGUCACGAACGUCUCCGAAAUGGCCGACGAAGGCGAACUGCGCGACGCCUUCGAGCGCUUCGGCCGCGUCACUCGUGUCUUCCUUGCCAAAGACCGCGAGACGGGCAGAGCCAAGGGCUUCGCGUUCGUGUCAUAUGCCGAUCGCGGCGAUGCGGCGCGGGCGUGCGAGAAGAUGGAUGGUUACGGUUACCAUCACUUGAUUCUGCGUGUGGAGUUUGCGAAGAAGAGCACUUAG